AUGAACUUGUCGUGGCUUAGUCGUCGCAAAGAUGACUUAAGAAGAUUCAUUUGCCUGGACGAAAGUUGGGUCGAAUUUUUCACCCCCCUUCAAAGACAUCAAGCGCGCUCCUGGGUUGGACCAGGCACAUCAGCCGAGCCCAUACCACGCGCAGAGUUGCACGAGAGAAAGGUCUUGCUGAUAGUGGGCAUGGAUGUUCACCGCGUGGCGUUUUGGAAAACUUAUGAGGAAAAUAUCACGAUGACAGCCGAGCGCUAUAAGUCGUUUUUAGAGGAAUGUAUCCCAAAAUGGGCGAUACAUCGCAACAUCAGAGCACCAGUUCUACCGCAUGACAACGCCAGACCCCACAAAGCCUACGUAGUUCAGGAGUUAAUCGAAGACAGGAGUUGGAUUGAGUUGCCGCAUCCACCAUAUUCACCUGAUAUGAAUCCGUGCGAUUUCAACUGCUUUGGCCAUUUGAAGCGUCGGUUGUCUGGCCAUCGAUAUAGCAACAAACCAGAAUUGGAUUCCGCCAUUAACACCGCAAUUACUAGCCUUAAUGAAGAUGGAACAUUUAAUGGGGUCAAUGACCUCCCGUCAGUCUGGCAGCGUGUCAUUGAUAGCGGAGGGGACUACUAA
Neodiprion fabricii is the source of this 618-nucleotide messenger RNA. Its product is annotated as histone-lysine N-methyltransferase SETMAR-like. Bases 1 to 618 code for a protein of 205 amino acids. NCBI's taxonomy places the organism in Eukaryota, Metazoa, Arthropoda, Insecta, Hymenoptera, Diprionidae. The transcript has a single exon. Gene Ontology annotation, molecular function: nucleic acid binding. The record is from RefSeq and is a predicted model, not a curated record.